CAACUUGAAUCUUGAAUUUAUUAAAUUUUUUUAUCACAACUAAGUUUCUAAUUGAAGAAUAUUCUAAAAUUCUAGAAAAUAUUGCUUAUUGUAAAGAUGGGUGGACUGUUUUCAUCCAAAAACAAAAAGACAUCAAGAGUUACAGAGCAAGAUAAUGCUGUUCUUCAAUUAAAAAUUCAGCGAGAUAAGCUAAAACAGUAUCAAAAGAAGAUUAAUGUACAAUUAGAAAAAGAAAGAUUAUUAGCUAGACAGCUGUUAAAAGAUGGUAAAAAAGAUAAAGCCAAAUUAUUGUUAAGAAAGAAGAAGUUUCAAGAGGGUAUGUUAGUCAAAACAGAUGGUCAGCUAGACAAUAUUGAACAAAUGGUUCAUGACAUAGAAUUUGCUCAAAUUGAAUCAGAAGUUGUUAAAGGUUUAGAAAAUGGAAACAAAUCAUUGAAGAAAAUGCAUGAGAUGAUGUCAUUAGAUGAUGUAGAAAAAAUAAUGGCUGAUACUCAAGACAGUAUAGAAUAUCAAAGGGAAAUAGAUGAGUUAUUAAGUGGUAGUUUAACACAAGAAGAUGAAGAUGAUGUUUUAGCUGAAUUGAAUGGAAUUAUCCAGCAAACGUCACAAGAAAAUGAAGACAUCAAUCUACCUGAUGUGCCUAAAGAUAAAUUGCCUGAACCUUCAAAAGAGAAAACCAAGGUACCAAAAGAAGCUGUUCUUGCUUCAUGAUAUAUGUAUCAAACACUAUGUCAUAACUUAUUUUAUUUAUGUACUGAAAUUGCACUUUGUGGGCUAUGUUGAUUUGAUUUAUAAAGAUUAAGGACUAUUAACUGAGGUGGUUGUUGUCAAAUUCUGGAACUUAUUUUGGUUAUAGUUAUCAUCUUAGUUCAAAUUUUGAUUCCCAAUGUUAAGGAUAUUGUAUUAUAUUGUAGGGUAAUUUGUAACAUGGCAAUAUUUAUUUUUCAAACAUGUGGAUAGUGUUGACAAAAAAAAACUUUUCCAGAUAAAAAUUUAUGUUGAU
Molecule: messenger RNA, 1003 nt
Organism: Lottia gigantea (owl limpet)
Lineage: Eukaryota; Metazoa; Mollusca; Gastropoda; Lottiidae
Exons: 8
Coding region: 97-711 (204 amino acids)
Biological process (GO): vesicle budding from membrane; late endosome to vacuole transport via multivesicular body sorting pathway
Cellular component (GO): ESCRT III complex; multivesicular body
Source: RefSeq, a predicted model, not a curated record